Messenger RNA from Raphanus sativus (radish), 3128 nucleotides. RefSeq names its product probable LRR receptor-like serine/threonine-protein kinase At5g16900. The record is from RefSeq and is a predicted model, not a curated record. Lineage: Eukaryota; Viridiplantae; Streptophyta; Magnoliopsida; Brassicales; Brassicaceae. Gene Ontology annotation, molecular function: protein kinase activity; ATP binding; protein binding. Gene Ontology annotation, biological process: protein phosphorylation. The transcript is spliced from 13 exons.
CUGAUAUGUCUAGGCUCAGAUAUCCUCUUGAGUUGGUGACAUUUUCAUUGUUGACCUUACAAAACUGUUUUCUUGUUUAGUCUCAAUCAGAAGAGUUGCUCAUAGGCACUUCUUAAUAUGCAAGAACACUGGCGGUAAUUUGAUUUUCUUCAGGGUAGCAGAAAAAAUGGAGAGUGGUUAUUAUCUUGUUUUCAUAUUUUCCAUUAUACACAUUGUUCAGGCUCAACAAGGAUUCAUCAGUUUGGAUUGUGGGUUGCCGACUUAUGACUCUCCUUACAUUGAACCAGUAACCGGAUUAGUUUUCUCAUCGGAUGCAGAUCAUAUCCAGAGUGGAAAAAGCGGUAGAAUCCAGAAGGAUCUUGAAACAUUACACAUAAAACCGUAUUUGUUUCUGAGAUACUUUCCAGAUGGGAUACGAAAUUGCUAUACUCUAACCGUCAUUCAGAACAUAAAAUACCUGAUCAAAGCUGUGUUUGUGUAUGGAAACUACGAUGGUUAUAGUGAUUACCCGAGCUUUGAUCUAUAUCUAGGCCCUAAUAAGUGGGCAAGAGUUGACUUGGAAGGAAAGGUCAAUGGCACUGUUGAAGAGCUUAUUCACAUACCUAAGUCUAGCUCUCUGCAUAUUUGUCUUGUCAAGACAGGUAACUCUUUGCCGUUCAUAUCAGCUCUGGAACUGAGGCUGUUGAGAAACGAUACUUAUGUUGUCCCAGACGUUUCCUUGAAGCACUUAUUUCGGAGGUACUAUAGUCAGUCAGAUCGGUUAAUACGGUAUCCUGAUGAUGUCUUUGAUCGUAUUUGGUCUCCGUUCUUUUUGCCGGAGUGGAGCCAGAUAACCACCAGUCUUGAUGUGAAUAAUUCUAACAACUUUGAGCCACCUAAAGUGGCAUUAAAAUCAGCUGCCAUACCUAGAAACAAUGGAACGCAAUUGAACAUUAACUGGACUUUGGAUAACCCUUCUGAGCAAGUUCACCUGUAUUUUCACUUCGCCGAGCUUCAACCUUUUGAAGGCGACAGUAGCGGCUUCUCCUUCGUGAAUGACGCCAUCAGACUACUCAAUACAAGGAUGUUUUCCAUUGUUGUAAAUGGCAACGUUACUUUUGAUUCUGUUUUUCCUUUAGACUUGGCUGUAAGUACGGUAGACACUGCGGUGAAGAAAUGCGAUGGCGGUGAGUGCAGUUUGCAGCUGGUACAAAGGGAGGGGUCUCAUAUUCCACCUUCCAUUAAUGCUAUGGAGGCUUUCACAGCAAUCAAGUUUCCAAACUCAGAAACAAAUCCAGAUGAUGUCGUUUCUAUCAAGAUUCUUCAAGAUACGUAUCUUGGAUUGAACAAAACUGACUGGCAAGGAGAUCCAUGUAGUCCCCAGUAGUAUUUGUGGAGUGGGCUAAACUGCAGCUACACGAACAUGUCUACUUCACCCGGGAUCAUUUCUCUAAACUUAUCUUCACAAGGAUUAACUGGAAAAAUAGUGCCGCAUAUCCAAAAUCUAACACAGCUGCAAAUAUUGGACUUGUCAAAUAACAAGUUGACCAGAGGUGUGCCAGAAUUCCUAGCCAACAUGAAGUCACUAUUGUUCAUAAACUUAAGCAAUAAUAAUCUUGAAGGUUCCAUUCCACGAGCUCUUCUUGACAGAGACAAGCUGAAAUUAUAUUUUGAAGGAAAUCCAAAGAUUUGUGCAUUAGAUCCAUGCAAAAGUUCAGGCGGAAAUAAAAAAAUCAAAACCAUAGUACCCGUUGCAACUGCCGUGGCUAUUUUUUUAGUUGUUUUUGUUGUCAUUGUUGUAUUCAUAAAGAAAAGGCCAUCAAGUAUAAGAGCUGUACAAUCGGCACGGACUAAUCUGUCGCUUGAAGGUAAAAUGAGAAGGAUAUCAUACUCUGAGAUACAAUUGAUGACAAAUAACUUCGAAAGGGUUAUUGGUGAAGGAGGGUUUGGAGUUGUCUAUCAUGCUUAUUUGGAUGAUAGACAACAAGUGGCUGUUAAAGUGCUCUCCCGCUCAUCAUCUCAAGGCUAUAAGCAAUUCAAAGCAGAGGUUGAGCUUCUUCUUAGGGUUCACCACACAAAUUUGGUAGCCCUUGUAGGAUAUUGUGAUGAACAGCCACACUUGGCCCUCAUCUACGAGUACAUGUCUAACGGAGACUUAAAAGCACAUCUUUCAGGGAAGUAUGGGGAGUGUGUUUUAAACUGGGCAAACAGAUUAAGAAUAGCCGUGGAGACUGCACUAGGACUGGAGUACCUGCACAGCGGAUGCAAACCACCAAUGGUUCACAGAGAUGUUAAAAGCGUGAACAUAUUGUUAGAUGAACAUCUUCAAGCUAAGCUAGCUGAUUUCGGUCUUUCUAGAUCUUUUUCUAUUGGAGAUGAAACUCAUGUGUCCACUGGUGUUGUUGGCACUCCAGGAUACUUAGAUCCUGAAUAUUACAAAACACGUCGCUUGACCGAGAAGAGUGAUGUCUAUAGUUUUGGGAUUGUGCUAUUGGAGAUCAUCACAAAUCAACCAGUGAUUGAGCAAGCCAAUGAGUACGCUCAUAUCGCUGAACGUGUAGGAAAUAUGCUGACAAGGGGAGAUAUUAAAACCACAGUGGAUCCCGACCUCCAUGACGAGUAUGAUUCUGGCUCUGUGUGGAAAGCUCUUGAACUCGCCAUGUCGUGUGUGCAUCCUUCUCCGGUUGCAAGACCGGACAUGUCUCAUGUCGUUCAUGAACUUAAAGAGUGCAUGAAGGCUGAAAAUUUGAGGGCGGGAUUAAGCCAAGUCACGGAGUCAAAGAGUUCUUUGGAUCAAGACAUGAGUUCUGAUUCGGGGAUGGCUCCGAACGCACGGUAGUGAUCUGAUAUGUGUCCAAAGGGAUCAUUGCGGCGUGUCCUCAAAUCCAACCCGCCUGGAGUGAUUCUGAUAUUCGUUGAUUUGUUCACAUAACUAAACAUGAAAAACAAAAAAAAAAAUGUUCUAUUGUAUCCAUUUUCGUAAAGACGUGAUCACUAAUCCAAUUACAUUUUUUUUAAUAUCCGAUGUGUGUUUGAGCAAAUUAAAAACAUGUACGUGUUUGUAUGUAGUAGACAGUAGUCAUACUACGUGUGUGUUUUGUGUUUUUGUUAAAUUAAUAUAAUGAGGAUUAUUGGGUGUUGUUCGUACU